Messenger RNA from Blumeria graminis f. sp. triticale, 1623 nucleotides. The record is from the annotation of a GenBank genome assembly. Lineage: Eukaryota; Fungi; Ascomycota; Leotiomycetes; Helotiales; Erysiphaceae.
AUGAUGAAGAGCUGGUUUUACAGUCUCGCACUGCUAUGGUCUGCAGCAAGUGCCAUGAAAAUAAAUCUGGAGCAGUCAAACGAAAAUCGUCAAAUAUGCGCCGGGAUGUAUAGUAGAUCAGCCUGGGGAGGCACCGUUGACCCUUACAUUCAAGUCAAUUUUUCGAAGAAUAAUGCCACUGAUGAAACAGAUGUAAUGGCAAGCAUGAUUGUUUUCGAGUGGAAUGACUAUGACUAUAUCGGUAUUAAGCCAACGACAGAGUCUCCUAUGAAAGAAUAUCUCUGCAAUGAGCAUGCUAUCAGUUUGAAAUACUGCAAUGAGACCCAAACAGGAGAAUUCAUACUGGUCCAAAAUGCCACAAAACUCUCAAGAAAUCCAAUCUUUACACAGGCUAUGAACAUAAGCGAUCCAGGGCCUCCUAUAAAGUAUGAUAUUAAGAGGACCGGAUAUUACUGCGUAGGAAUGACGCCAUUCCAUCCCCCGACCCUAAAGUUCGCAGCAUCAGUUGAGUUUCGGAAUGCCUACGGCGAGCUUCCAGGUGCCCAAAUUGCGAAACUUUCUUUCUACGGCGGAAUAACCAUUGUGUACGUGGUUGUUGGAGCAUUCUGGGCCUUUCUCUAUGUUCAGCAUAGACAAGAUAUCUUGCCUGUACAAAACUAUAUAACAGCUAUAAUCAUAUUUCUUAUAGUCGAGAUGUUGAUGACAUGGGGAUUUUAUGACUUUAUGAAUCGCAAUGGAUCUAGCCUCGGCUCGAAAAUUUUGUUAAUAAUUGUUGCCAUAUUAAACGCUGGUCGAAAUUCUUUUUCUUUUUUCCUACUCCUGAUUGUCUGUAUGGGCUACGGUGUAGUCAAGGACAGUUUAGGAAAGACAAUGAUUUAUGUUCGUUGGCUAGCAGGUGUUCAUUUCCUAUUUAGUUUGAUUUACGCUAUAAUAAGCUUGACCCUUGCUCCCGAAAGCGUUGGUCCUCUAGUACUUUUAGUCAUCUUACCGCUCGCCGGGUCAUUAACAACGUUCUACAUAUGGACGUUGAAUUCCUUGAACUACACCAUGAAAGACCUAACUGAGCGAAAGCAGAAUGUCAAGGCAUUAAUGUAUCGAAAACUUUGGUGGGCUAUCCUUGCAUCUAUUAUAGUCAUAUUUGGCUUCUUCUUUUUCAACUCUUUCACUUUUGCCGCAAGAGGAGAUCCAGACUUUGUACCUUUCCAUUGGAAAACACGAUGGUUUAUACUUGAUGGAUGGCUCAAUCUAGUAUACCUAGGUGAUGUCAUAUUUAUCGCAUAUCUUUGGAGGCCGACAGAGAACAACAAGAGGUUCGCCAUGAGCGAUGAAUUGGCUCAAGACGAUGAAGGCUUUGAAAUAGCUGAUUUUGGAGCCGAUGACGACGGCGAUGAUUUCGAUGAUUCAUCAAUUCAUAAAGGGUCCCAGCAUCAAACUAGACAGGAAGGUCCGAGAUACGAUCCAGCUCCCAGCUCUCGAACAAGAAAGCCUGUAAAAGAUAUCGUGCGAGAAAGUAUGGAAGGAGAGACCAUUUUUGCUGUUGGGGACGAUGUUGAUCGAUGGUCUGAUGAAGAGAGCCUUGAAGAGCAAGUGAAAUUGGUCGGCAAGCCUCCCAAGACUUCAUAA